UUGCGCAAGUCACGUUAGCUCGCGUUCCAGAGAUUUCUUCCAAAACACACACACGAGGACUAUUCUGUGAACCUUGACAAUAGUCGACAACAGCGGUGUCUUGUGAUCCACGGAGGUUCUUCAUUUUGGACGGCCUGUCUGAGCCACAGUCAUGGUGUGCAUUCCCUGUAUUGUGAUUCCUGUCCUGUUGUGGGUCUACAAGAGGUUCCUGGAGCCUUUCCUCUAUCCUUUCAUUUCACCCAUCAUUAAUACAUUCUGGACCAAAAAAGCAGUCCAGGAGACAGGCGCUAGUGACCAAAAAGUUAGUGAAAAGUGUAAUGGGACAGACAAGCCUGAAAGCAAUGGUGAGGCCACUGCCAACGGAUCUACUAUAGCAGCGGAUAAGAAGACGGACUGACACCUCUAUUUGAUUAUAAUGCAGCUACAACAGUGUAAAUAUUUGAUAUAAUAUAGAAACUAUAAAUUAA
Molecule: messenger RNA, 467 nt
Organism: Thunnus maccoyii (southern bluefin tuna)
Lineage: Eukaryota; Metazoa; Chordata; Actinopteri; Scombriformes; Scombridae
Gene: c21h18orf32
Product: UPF0729 protein C18orf32 homolog
Exons: 3
Coding region: 152-397 (81 amino acids)
Biological process (GO): positive regulation of canonical NF-kappaB signal transduction
Source: RefSeq, a predicted model, not a curated record